CUCACCUCAGAAGCCAGCAAUUGAACCGAGCCCACGCGGAGAGACACACACAGAGUACUCCGUACACACUCACUCGACCGCUUUCACAUUGAAACAUGUGCCGCCGGUACCCUGGUCGAGGACCCUCUUUCACGAGCAACGUCGGCCGUUGUUGUCGCUGCUGCUGCUGCCGCUGCUACCGCUCCUCUUCCCAUCGUAGUCUUCUUUGACAGCUCUUGCUCGACUCUCAACUACUCCUCUCCGCCAUAUCCUUCGCGAAACAUAUCGUCAUUCAUUCCAGGCACUCGGCUGUCCAUCAUCUUCGGCUUCUAGCUCCUCGUACCACCACGUACAACCAUUCCCCAAACGUGUACGAUCCAAAACAGCCGGAACCUCUCCGGCCUUCUAUUUCGAACCAAGUCCAACUUCGGGUGGCGGUCCGUGGUGUUGAGCCGUCCGUCGCUGCACCUUUUCGCCCGCCCUGCUCGCCAAGCGCUUCUCUGAGGUGCCUGGGACGCAUUGCCAUGGCCUUUUAGCCCUGGAGCCAUCACAUUACUCGCGCUGCGCCGUCCCGUCGACGACUUCAACGCCAUCCAUUGUACACCCCAGCCACAACCUCGUGGUCUCGCGCUGCUCGCUUGGUCAGCCGCGCCUCCGGCUGUCCUUGGUGCCCAGAUUCCUAUGACCUUGCGACGGAAUCUGCAACCUACUGCUCCUUCUUUCUCCUACUUCGUCUACUGCUCUGGUGUUCAUCAUAGCAUACACCAGUCGCCAUGAUAGACCACGUCCUGGGACGGCCGUCGGUCAAGUCGCGCCGCCUUCAGGUCCUGGCGGUGCUGGCUUUCUGGUCGGCAUACAUCUUUAGAGGACACCCCCACGGCCCUCCCGUCAUCCGCUUCUUCUCCAAGCUCACGACGAAACGCCUCACGACAUGGCAGACCGUCGUGGUCACCAUGAUCUACCUCUACGCUGCCCGACACUUUAGCACUCUGGUCGGCCUCGCGAGUCCCGAACCCAUGUCCAACAUGUACGACGCCACCUACUUCCGCGCAACAUGGAUCUUGACUGCUCUGGAUGCUGGUUUUUGGACCGCCAUGAAGAUCCGCGCAAAGUGGCUUCGCGACCUGGCCAGCAUCGUCUUCUCCGUAUUCUACAUGUUUGCCGCCGAGAAGGCCGAUGAAAAGGUGCGCAAGGUGCGCGGCAUGUUGACAGUCGAGCAUCUGCGCGUGUCCUGGGACAAAGGAACGACGCCGUACCUGAAAUUCUUCCAGGGCCUCAUGAGGCCUCGCUUCUCCCGCUGGCCCCCGCGUGCAAUCCGCAUUCCCCGACCUUCUGGGAGUGAUUAUAAGGAGCCUGUAUCGGCCUGGCUCUACUUUGAUGGCCCAUUGACGGACCUCGUGCGACACAGCAGAAUCAUUCUGGAUAUCCCUGGUGGUGGAUUUGUCGCCAUGGACCCUCGGUGCAACGAUGAUAAGCUAUUCGCAUGGGCGUCCAAGACUGGCAUGCCAGUUCUUAGCUUGGAUUACAAAAAAGCUCCCGAAUUCCCGUACCCAUUUGCCCUGAACGAGUGCUUCGACGUCUACACGACACUUAUUCGCAGCAAGGGAAGAUGCAUCGGCAUGUCUGGAAGAGAGACACCCCGAAUUGUGCUUACAGGUGACAGCGCUGGCGGUAACUUGGCCACGGCAACGACUCUCAUGAUUGUCGAGAGAACAUCAGUGCCGAUGCGUCGCUACUCGAGCACAGGAGAUCUGCCAUUGCCCGACGGAUUGGUCUUGUUCUAUCCAGCCCUCGAUAUGAACAUCGGCAACUGGAUGUCGGACGAGCAGAUGUCAUUGAUGAAGGACAGGAGGCUGAGAAGCACGAACAAGUCGAUCAUCAGGCGAAAGAGCAUGCAGUACAACGACCUCGUCGGCACACCUCAUCACAGUGAUGACGAGGAGGACUCUAACAAGCAGUCGACGGAGCUGACGGCCAAGGAGGUCCAGAUCGCCUCACAACAAGCCCUCGCUAGUCCCCAUCCCGAGUUUUCGCAUGGCGGUCCACAAAGUAUGUCCAACGCGGGAUCCUCUGCCCCGGAUAUCAAGCGUCAGCAGAGCGCAUCCCAUCACUCCGAGCCACUUCGAACCCGCCUCGCCAUGUCGUCCAUGAUCUCAUACUUCAACGAUCGCGUGCUCACGCCCGAGAUGAUGCGCGCCAUGAUCAUUCUCUACAUCGGUCCCCACAACCGACCCGACUUUAGCAAGGACUACCUCCUCUCUCCCGUCCUUACCCCCGACUCGCUCCUCGCGCGCUUCCCCAAGGUCUACUUUCUGACCGGCGAGCGAGACCCUUUGGUUGACGACACCGUCAUCUUCUCAGCCCGCCUACGCAAGGUGAAGGAGUCCAUGUUCGACCAGGCCCAAUCCGAGCGCUCCGACCUCGGCGAUGGACUCGAGCCCGUCUUCAAUCCCAAGGACGUUGCCGAGGUGAUGCUGAUCCCCGGCAUCUCCCACGGUUUCCUUCAGUUCCCGACCGUGUACCCACCAGCAUGGAAGCACUUUGAGAGGUCAGCGGAAUGGAUCACAGAGAUCUUUGCCUCCGCCGACGCCGUGCGGGAGCGAGAGAGUCGCGGUCGCAGACGUGUCGGCGGCGGGCCGAUAACCAACGGCAACAGCGAAGGCCGGCACCACAACCGCGUCGAGUCGAGCGGAGACGAGGACAGGCCAUUAGAGAUAAGCAUGACGAGGGCGAACCGUAAGAAUACCCUGACCAAGGAGCCGCAGGCCAUGGACGAGAGCGAGUCCAUUGUACCCGAUGCGGGCGGCAAGAAGAAGAAUGGCCGCGCACGGGGCGCGAGUAAGAGUGCGGGCGCGAGCGCGAGCCUCGUGAAGCUGAAAAGUACAGAUGACUUAUUGGGGAGGAGAAUGCAGGGUCUUGCAGGGGGGUUGACUGGCGUCGGGAGGGGACAGGAAUGAAGCGGGUAAACGACCUGAAAGUAUUCUUGUACGAUGGAGGCGCACAGUAUCUAUCACGAAUUCGAAUCACGGGGGUAGCCUCUUAUGGGAAUCAGUUCUUUCGCUGGGCGGCUAUAGAUGUUUUGUAGAUUGGAUUCGCCAACGAAGCUGUACACAUACGUCGGGUAGCACCAAGUUUUAUAG
Colletotrichum scovillei is the source of this 3119-nucleotide messenger RNA. RefSeq lists its product as uncharacterized. Gene Ontology annotation, cellular component: cytosol. Lineage: Eukaryota; Fungi; Ascomycota; Sordariomycetes; Glomerellales; Glomerellaceae. The transcript is spliced from 2 exons. Gene Ontology annotation, biological process: triglyceride catabolic process. The record is from RefSeq and is a predicted model, not a curated record. Gene Ontology annotation, molecular function: triacylglycerol lipase activity; sterol ester esterase activity. The coding region runs from base 753 to 2936 and encodes 727 amino acids.